AUGAAGAGCACGGCGAGUCCCAUUUUACUGCUCGGCAGCAUUGCAAACUUUGCCUUGGGCAGUCCCGUUGAUGGCACCCGUACCGCAGCGAAGCGAGACCCUCUCGGCCUGAGUCUUCCACCCCUUAUCCCGGCAAUUCCUGGUGUUACGGAGCCUUUGGCGUCUAACGCUCCGCCGUUGCCUAUUCUCCAACUGCCGACGCCCCCCAUCGAUAGUCCACCAUUCGAGGUUUCCAACAUUAAGCCCAAGAAGGUUGGCCACUUCUGGACCGGUGCCGGUGACAACAACCACAAAGACUUUUUGGUCACUGUCAGUUUGGAUGAUGAUACAUUUGGAACAAUUAUUCACAUCUCCGAUGUUCCAACCAGUGGAAACUCUCCUCAUCAUUUGGGUACAUCAUUGGAUGGAAAGACCCUUGUUGGUGGUGGCUUGCUGUCACUUCUCAAAACACAGGAUACUGCAUUUUAUUGGGAUUCCAGCGACCCAUAUCAUCCCAAGUUUGCUCACAGCAAUCGGGCUCUGCUGAGUUCGAUUACUGAUGAGAUCCGAGCCAAACCAGAGGGUGGCUUCUUUAUUACCUACAUGGGCAGCGCUGUGGGAAGCUCCCCUGGACGAUUAGUCGAGACCGAUGCCGGUGGUAACAUCAUCCAUGAGUGGCCCGAGGAUGUUGAAGGAACCCUCAACAUUCUGGGCGAGCAAUUCACACCCCACGGCCUCAGUGUUGACUUUGAAAACAACAUUAUUCUUACCUCUGACUUUGUUGUUCCUCUCACUAUUCUCAAACCUGUGUCCGCUCUUGGAAUCCAAAAGGCAAACACUCUUCGUCUAUGGGCCUUGGACAGUCGCAAAAUCAUCUCAACCAUCCAAAUUCCUCAUGGCGGCGGUAUUCAAGAUGUUAAGUUUAUCCCCGGCAACAAGGAGAGUGCCGCGCUUGCUACUGCUGUCAACCCCGGCCAAGUCUGGAUUAUCUAUCCCUUCAGAAAGGAUGCCAAUGGCAAGCAAGGCGUGGCUGAACUUCUCUACGAUCUUGGAGACAAAGCCAAAGACUCUGUCGCCAUCUAUUCAGACAUCACCGAUGAUGGCAAAUGGGCUUACUUUACCAUUACCCUUGGUAACCACGUGGCAGCCUUGGAUAUCUCAGACUUGAAGAAUGUCAAGCGACUCGACAAUCCCGACGAGACUCAACCCAUCAUUGGACCCCACUACGUCAAGAUCUCUCCCGAUAAGAAGAACCUUUUGGUCACUGGAUACUUUGUCCAGGCAGGAGACAUUUCCGUUCUCAACACCCCUGGCGACUACAAGGGUCACUGGAUUGACAUUCUCCCCAAUGGUGCAUUGAGCUUUAACCGGACCAUUGAUUUCGAGAACAUCUUCACUAAAACCAGGGGCGGCGCUCGACCCCACAGCGCGGUCAUCUUCGAUUUGACCGACCCCCAGAAGCCCAUUUACUAUUGA
Pochonia chlamydosporia 170 is the source of this 1455-nucleotide messenger RNA. RefSeq names its product selenium-binding protein. Gene Ontology annotation, molecular function: protein binding. The coding region runs from base 1 to 1455 and encodes 484 amino acids. The transcript has 8 exons. Lineage: Eukaryota; Fungi; Ascomycota; Sordariomycetes; Hypocreales; Clavicipitaceae. The record is from RefSeq and is a predicted model, not a curated record.